Messenger RNA from Emericellopsis cladophorae, 1248 nucleotides. RefSeq lists its product as uncharacterized. The transcript has a single exon. The record is from RefSeq and is a predicted model, not a curated record. The coding region runs from base 1 to 1248 and encodes 415 amino acids. NCBI's taxonomy places the organism in Eukaryota, Fungi, Ascomycota, Sordariomycetes, Hypocreales, Bionectriaceae.
AUGUCUCGACGUCGCACGCCCCGCGAUUCGAACGCCUCGACCGUUUUCACCGACAUCGAGACCGAAGAUCCGAUCCCCAGCUUCUUCAACCACAGCUUCUCGACCUACCGCGUGUCACCUCUCCAUGUCGGCGACGAGCCCUUGACAGAAGCACGACUCGGCGCACUGUCGCGACGCUUGCGGGACGUCCUCGUCGGCGACGUUGUGCGUGGUGUCCACAUUGGACUCGAAUCGAGCGCGACGGCAGCAGGAGCUCAGGUUGGCGUGCUCAAGGCCGUCCGAGUGCGUCUGUUCCGCGCCGAAGAUGUCUUUGGCACGGGCGUCCAGGACAGCGAGGACGUAGGCAGUGCAUGGGCUGCCCUGUCGGACGAGCAGAAGCGAGGUUUGUGGAUCAGCGUCCAGUACGAGAAUACAAGCUAUCAUGCACUCCUGCUCCCAACCAUCCAACAACAGGACAAGGCUACACCCCAGGCAUGGCAGAUGCAGCCCGGCAACAGCAGAUUGAGAGGAAAACAGAGCGCGUCCAGAGACGACAUCUUCCUUCACCUCCCACUCAUGCUCUUCCGAAUGCCUCUCGCACUGAGGAACAUUAUCAGCGACUGGCUGUCUACAACCUUUGACUGCCGCGUGAGCAAGCUGGCGCUUGGGACGCGAACCCUGGUGACCGUCUGGGAAGAAUGGAUCGACGCGAUUGGGAUUGCGGCCCGAGGCUCGGACUUUGUCAUAACGCUUGCCUUCAACGCGCCCUUGGCAGAUCCGUCGAGAGCAGCAGACAACGACGACGAGGAAGACGAGGGUCCGCAGUCGUACAAGUCAGGUCUGCGGUCCAUCGACAUUACAAUGCAGCCACAAGAUCUGCGUCGCUUCGUGCGCGCGGGCAAGGCCAUCGCAGAGCCACGAGCGAAGACAGGUGCUUCCUGGGAGACCGAUCAUCGCGAACGUCGCAGACUGGCGGGCAACGACUCUGACAAUGGUUGGGCAUGGCUCUUGUCGGGUCAAGCGACCGAGCAGCAGCCAUUCACUAAUGCUCUUGCACGGUAUCUGGAUCACCACCUUGCGCUGAACCUGUUCCAUCCCAGCGUGCGUGUUGUGCAGAUUGCCGCCAACGGCUAUGUCUUGGCGUCGAGUCGCUUGAAGAUUGUCAGCAAGGACGCGCCGAACAGCAGCCUGUCCAAGGCGACGUGGAUGUUUAUCACGACCAUUGGACAGCGCAUCAGCGGCGAGGCGCUUCCGGCGAUAUUUACGUGA